AUGUCAGCCGAAGAAUCGAAGAUCAAGAAUGUGGCUGUUGCUUCCUCCAUUGACACUCCAAGAAGCGAAGAAGAAAAAGAAGAAAUUAAAAGCGAAACAGGAACCGAUGUAGGGUUUUCCUUGGAUAAACUUAGCCUUGGUCCCAAAAAGAAACUGCUUGUGAUUCCUCUUGGAGGCCUCAUCGUUCACCGAGCUCAUGUUCGCGAACGAUUCACCCUCCCCAAAAACCGCCGCCCUGAUUUAAGUUAUGGGAAAUUUAUGAUUUACAAGAGGCCUUUUUGUGAAGGAUUCUUGAAGUUUUGCUUUGAAAGAUUCGAAGUCGGACUAUGGUCAUCUGCUAUGGAGCAUAACAUAAAAGCAGUUUUGAACCAUGUUACCGGAGACGUCAAAACCAAGUUCUUGUUCACAAUGGAUCAAAAGGAAUGCACCGAUACUGGGUUUACGUGUUCUGAUGGGGAGUUAAGAGCGUUUUUGGAUGGAGUUGCGGAAGCUAAAGAUGUGCAAAGUUAUGUGAAAGAUCAUCCAUUUGGAGAGCCUGCAAUAACGCCUUCACAUUCUGAUUGGGACUAUUAUUCCAAGAUAAUUCGGUUCUUUGAUAAGAAAGACGAAGCUUUCAACUUCCAAGGUAAUGGUUUUUCCUGUCAAGGUCUUCACAAAGAUUUGCAUACCUCCACGGAGACGGAGGACAAGAUGAAGGGUAGACUCCUUCCGGAUGUUAUAGUCUUCCAAUGUCCGGUCGUCCUCGAGUUGUUUUCCGGCGAAGAUCAGACGUUGUUGGUCUGGAGGAAUACCUUCCUUGUCUUGAAUUUUAGCUUUGACGUUGUCAAUGGUGCCAGAGUAACGAUUCUGGAAAAAUCUAUGUUCAUCAGAGCACUGUUCACGUUAGUGCUGUUCACUAGAGUACUGUUAACAUCGGGUAUCGACAUGGUGAACAACACUGAUCGAAUUGCUAUGAUGGAGAUGGACUUGGCUAAACUCCGCCAAGAUCUGAAAGACAAUCGGGAGGCUAAUUCACAGCGGUUUAACCAGGUGAUGAAAGUUAUCACUGACUUGGUUGUUAAGUUAGAAAGCUUGAGCAGCAAGGACGGGGAAAAGAAGAUGAAUUUCAAGGGAUUCCAAUGGAGAUUCAUCGAGGACUCUGAUGAGGAAAGCAAGACAUCCGCACUAGAGAAGAUUAAGGACAAGGAAGAAGAAGAAGAAGGAAACAAGGGCAAAUCUGGUAGUAAUUUCAAACAGGCCGACUUCCGGAAGAUCGAGAUGCCCAUAUUCAAUGAGGAAGACUCCCAUGGUUGGAUAUACCGGGUGGAACCCUACUAUGAGAUCCAAGGUAUUGAAGGCAUGGAACAACUUAAGAUAACCACCUUAUGCAUGAAGGGAGUGACACUAGCUUGGUAUAGAUCGGAUGGAAAUCAGACACCUUUCUGGUCUUAG
Lactuca virosa is the source of this 1431-nucleotide messenger RNA. NCBI's taxonomy places the organism in Eukaryota, Viridiplantae, Streptophyta, Magnoliopsida, Asterales, Asteraceae. The record is from the annotation of a GenBank genome assembly.